AUGCUGCCUGCAACCUUCAAACUGUUUGCUGGCAUCUCAUAUCGGCAUACGAGGAACAUGACAGGUUUAAGGAAGAAUGCCAUUGAGGCCAUUCACCAUGAGCUGAACAGACUGGCAGGUCCGGGCCCCAGUAACUGGAUCAGCCAGGUCCGCCGACGAAGCUCCCUCCUUAGUUCUCGGAUUGAAGAAGAGGAGGGGUACAACGAGGAGGAGAUGUCUUACUUGAAGCAAGGUGAGGACGCACUGCAGAAGGCAAUCAGCAUCCUCAGCGAACAAGACGGCUGGACCAUUGAAAUUGUAGCCGCAAACGGAGACAAAGUCUUGAGUAAGGUGUUGCCUGACAUUGGGAAGGUGUUCAAGCUGGAGGUGAUGUUGGAGCAACACUCUGACAAUCUUUACGAGGAGCUGGUGGGAAACAUGGAGCAAAUGGGGGACUGGAACCCUAACGUCAAACAGGUUAAGAUCCUUCAAAAGAUCGGUCAGGACACAAUGGUUACCCAUGAGGUUUCUGCAGGGACACCCGGCAAUGUGGUGGGACCGAGGGACUUUGUCAGCGUCCGCUGUGCCAAGCGCCGCGGCUCCACCUGCUUCCUGGCAGGAAUGUCAACUCAGCACACGAAAAUGCCUGAGCAGAGGGGUGUGGUGAGGGCGGAGAAUGGCCCUACCUGUAUAGUCAUGAAGCCAUGUGCCGAAGACCCAAAUAAGACCAAGUUCACCUGGUUACUAAGCAUAGAUCUAAAGGGCUGGAUCCCAAAGACGAUCAUAAACAAAGUGCUCUCUCAGACUCAGGUGGACUUUGCCAACCACCUCCGGCAAAGGAUGGCCAAUAAUGUUUCUAUGGAGAUGGCUCAUGCCUGCUGA
Molecule: messenger RNA, 861 nt
Organism: Anarrhichthys ocellatus (wolf-eel)
Lineage: Eukaryota; Metazoa; Chordata; Actinopteri; Perciformes; Anarhichadidae
Gene: star
Product: steroidogenic acute regulatory protein
Exons: 7
Coding region: 1-861 (286 amino acids)
Biological process (GO): regulation of steroid biosynthetic process; intracellular cholesterol transport; steroid biosynthetic process
Cellular component (GO): mitochondrion
Molecular function (GO): cholesterol binding; cholesterol transfer activity
Source: RefSeq, a predicted model, not a curated record